AUGCAGGACGCGGUUGGUGGCUUAAAUCUUUUGCUAUAUAAAUAUACAGUUUGCCACAAUUCAACAAACAUGACAAAGAUUUCAACCUCCAUUAUAAUUGACGCGCCUCCUUCAAAAGUAAAGGAGGUAUUCCUUGAUUUUAAAUCGUAUCCCUCAUGGAAUUCGUUUGUGACAUCAAUAAAAGGUGACUCACAAGAAGUAGGGUCAAUCCUUAAUGUGGAGAUUACGCCUCCAGGUAAAAGUAAACAACAAUUCAAGCCAAAGAUUGUCGAGAAUUCUGAUACCAAAUUUGCCUGGGUGGGAAGUCUUGGUUCUGAAUACAUAUUUAAGGGUCAUCACCAAUACGAGUUCAUAAGUGUUGAAAAUGGAACCAAAACCAAACUUGUUCAAAGUGAAGAUUUUUCUGGAAUUCUUAGUUCCCCUUUACUUUAUUUGGUUAAGGCCAGCACACUUAAGGGUUUCGAGAAUCUGAAUGAAGAUUUGAAGAAGAAGGUUGAGAGUUCGUGA
This is a messenger RNA of Meyerozyma guilliermondii ATCC 6260, 507 nucleotides long. RefSeq lists its product as uncharacterized. Lineage: Eukaryota; Fungi; Ascomycota; Pichiomycetes; Serinales; Debaryomycetaceae. The record is from RefSeq and is a predicted model, not a curated record. The transcript has a single exon. Bases 1 to 507 code for a protein of 168 amino acids.